GCCAUCAAGGACAUCCACUGGAAGCCUCUCCGUGCCUUACGCCCGUGAAGUUCAGAUCUGUGUACGUUGUGCUGGACCUGAUGGAGAGCGACCUGCACCAGAUCAUCCACUCCUCUCAGCCCCUCACCCUGGAACACGUACGCUACUUCCUCUACCAGCUUCUCCGGGGGCUCAAGUACAUCCACUCGGCCAACGUCAUCCACCGGGACCUCAAGCCCAGCAACCUCCUGAUCAACGAGAACUGCGAGCUGAAGAUCGGCGACUUCGGCAUGGCCCGGGGCCUCUGCACCAAACCCGACGAGUACAAGUACUUCAUGACGGAGUACGUGGCCACCCGCUGGUACCGCGCCCCCGAACUGAUGCUCUCCUUGCACGAGUACACGCAGGCCAUCGACAUGUGGUCGGUGGGUUGCAUUUUUGCCGAGAUGCUCGGGCGGAAGCAGCUGUUCCCUGGGAAGAAUUACAUCCACCAGCUGCAGCUGAUCAUCACGGUCUUGGGGACUCCCCCCGCCAAGGUGGUGCACUCCAUCGGGGCGGACCGGGUGCGGGCGUACGUCCAGAGCCUGCCGUCGCGCCAGCCGGUGCCGUGGGAGAGCCUCUACCAGCAGGCCGACCGCAAAGCCUUGUCGAUGCUCUCCAAGAUGCUGCGCUUCGACCCCCGGGAGCGCAUCUCGGUGGUGGAAGCGCUGAGCCACCCCUUCCUUGCCAAGUACCACGACCCCGACGACGAGCCCGACUGCGUGCCGGCCUUCGACUUCGAUUUCGACAAGCAGGUGCUGACCAAGGAGCGGAUCAAGGAAGCCAUCGUGGCCGAAAUCAACGAUUUCCACGACCGGCGGGAGGGCAUCCGGCGCCAGAUCAGCUUCAAGCCUGCUCUGCGGCCGGCGGUGGUCGGGGGCUGCGUGACGGCCUCCGAGCAAGGCCUGCUCCUCCGCUGCCAGGAUGUGGACAUGCCCAGCGCCGGCUCCCCUCGGCCCAGAGACAGCGACUACGCCAUGGCGUCUCCCACCCUCUACCCGCUUCCGGAGACCAUUGACCUGAUCUCUCCCCUUGUCGCCGAGGCAGUGGCCCAGCCUGAGGUGAAGGCCGAAGCGGAGCCUCCCGCCGCGCCGCCCAAACGGGAGGGAGCCAUCUCGGAUGACACCAAGGCUGCCCUCAAGGCCGUCAUCUUAAAGUCGGCCCUCCGGAAUAAGAACAAAGAUACCCCAUCCUCCGUCCCUGAGACGCCUGACAUCCGGAGGCCGGUGACGGCGAAGGAGCGUCAGCGCGAGCGAGAGGAGAAACGCAAGCGCCGUCACGAGCGAGCCAAGGAGCGUGAGAAGCAGAAGAAGGAGAAGGAGAAGGAACGCAAGGACAUGCUCACCGAGAACGACCGGAACCUUCUGGAGAGGUGGACCAAGAUGGUCGACCGCACCCAGAACAAGUUGGCCCAGAAUGGAUCCGCGGUCCUGCCGCAGGCGACCGCCGCCGGCCAUAUCCUAUCUCAAGUUCCUCCUGCCAACUCUUUGCCGCCUCAAGUGCCUCCUGCCAGCCACAUUCCGCCCAGCUCUUCCGCCAAUCCCUCGGCACCCACCGACUUCCUCACCUUCUCGGACAAGGGGGUGCCUGCCUUGAGACCCAAGCUCACUCUGGUCCCUGUGGGGGCAGAACUAGCCCCCGUUCAAGGGGCGAAUGCCAACCUGGUCCACUUUUUCCCCGCCCAGCCCACCCCGUUCCUGGUCACCUCCGCGGCCUGCCCGAAAGCCACUCCGUCCAAACCGGAGUGUGUGCUAAGUGUCAAAUACGGACCUGGGCAGAUAUUUCAGGCUCCGUACGGGGUGACGGCCCUCAAUGCCUGGAGCGCCGUCCCCCAGCCUGAGAACUGGGCCGUGACCGGCCAGGUGCCGGUGAGUCAGCCGGAGAUAGCGCCCCCUAGUGAAGCACUGCCGGAGCCGACUGUGAAUUACGGAGCGAGAACGGGUGUGGAUGACGCCAUAUUUCUGACGGAGGCGGGCAAAACAGAGGUGCCGUCACAGCCCAACCAACCCCAAAUGGCCUCAGAGCUGCCUUCAGGGACCACUGUGCCUUUGGAGCCUCCUGAUAUCAAUAUGGUGACUCAACAGCUGUCGAAAUCCCAGGUGGACGACAUUUUGCCCCCUGUCUUCUCUGGCACCCCGAAAGGCAGCGGCGCUGGCUACGGAGUCGGCUUCGACCUGGAAGAGUUUCUGAAUCAGUCGUUCGACAUGGUUGGAGAAAACCGGGAGAGUCAAGGUGACUCUGCUCCGCUCUCGGCCUCCCUUCUCGCCGACUGGCUGGAAGUCCAUCGCAUGAACCCGGCCGACAUGGAGUCCCUCCAACAGGAACUGCAGCUGGGCUCUCCCAUGAUCCUCUCCGACAUUCCCGACCUUCAGGACGCAUGAAACGUCUGCCUUCUCCCUCUCUCUCUCUAACUUGGUCGGCCGCCCCCAAAGGCCACGCCCACUUGUCUGUCUGUUGACCUUCCUGUGUACUCUGGCUGGGAGCUUCACCACUGUGCCUGCUGUCUUAUAUCUAAAAGGAAGACCCAGGUCAGGCCUGGUGAUUGUUUUGGGCUGGAGGCCUUAAAACAAAGUUUGAGAGGCCCUCUCUACCACUGGGUAAUCCCGGGUCUGUGGGUUGUGGGAAACGGAAUCUGCGCCGCUCACUAGUCACCACUGUCAUGACGCUAGGGGGCUUCUUCUCACGCUCACUGUGGGACGGGCGUCCGUUGACUCCUUCCGGACCCUCACUGUGUUUCCUCACCCGCGUGGCCUGAAGCAUGAACAUUACUUGGACAUGGAAAAGCGCAUGCGUUGCCUUGACCCUUGACCUCACUUUGUCUGAGUAGGUUAGAGAAUCGAACUCCUGAAAGCCGUUUGCCAUUUUUUUGUGGGGAGGGUUUGUGUGACUGUUCUUCCGGGAAGCAUUUGCAGCUCCCCCCCCCCCGCCUCCCCCAGUUCAUGAUGACCUCCUCGUAAAUAGCGGGGGCCUGCCCAGACGAACAACACAUGUUGACUUGAACAAACACUGAGAGAUUUGUUGGGGAGUGGAGGGUGUUCAGAUCUUUCUGUUACUUCAAAUUGAGCCCCACCCACCCACCCAAAUAAUGCUUUUGAGUGCUGGUUGGUCGAUUGUUACAU
Messenger RNA from Sphaerodactylus townsendi, 3137 nucleotides. It is a transcript of the gene MAPK7, whose product is annotated as mitogen-activated protein kinase 7. NCBI's taxonomy places the organism in Eukaryota, Metazoa, Chordata, Lepidosauria, Squamata, Sphaerodactylidae. The transcript has 5 exons. Gene Ontology annotation, molecular function: protein serine/threonine kinase activity; ATP binding. Gene Ontology annotation, cellular component: cytoplasm; nucleus. The record is from RefSeq and is a predicted model, not a curated record. The coding region runs from base 81 to 2399 and encodes 772 amino acids. Gene Ontology annotation, biological process: protein phosphorylation; cell surface receptor signaling pathway; intracellular signal transduction.